Molecule: messenger RNA, 3435 nt
Organism: Acipenser ruthenus (sterlet)
Lineage: Eukaryota; Metazoa; Chordata; Actinopteri; Acipenseriformes; Acipenseridae
Product: tripartite motif-containing protein 16-like
Exons: 6
Coding region: 49-1719 (556 amino acids)
Molecular function (GO): zinc ion binding; protein binding
Source: RefSeq, a predicted model, not a curated record
UUUCGUUUGUAGUGAAAUCGUCAGUCUCUCUGCCUCACUGCAGCAGAAAUGGCAGAAGCAAAUAUUCUGGUAGCAGAGCAGCAGUUGUUGUGUGCAGUGUGUCUGGAGAUACUGAAGGACCCGGUCGCUAUUCCAUGUGGACACAGUUACUGUAUGGGGUGUAUUAAGAACUGCUGGGAUCGGACUGAACAUAGACGUUUCUACAGCUGCCCCCAGUGCAGAAAGACCUUUACCCGAAGGCCUGUUCUGCACAGAAACACCAUCCUGGCUGAAAUUGCUGGAGAAUUCAAGAAGAGAAGGCUCAAUCCUCCUCCUGCUCAAAGUUAUGCUGGACCUGGAGAUGUGCCGUGUGAUUUCUGCACUGGGAGAAAGUUUAAAGCUGUGAAAUCCUGUUUGACAUGCCUGGCCUCUUAUUGUGAAACACAUGUCAAGCCACACUAUGAGGGUGUUGCUUUCAAGAGGCACAAACUGGUCAACGCUAUUGAAAAUCUGGAGCAGAAGCUUUGUGCUGAACACCAGAAGGUUUUUGAGGUCUUUUGUAGAACCGAUCAGACGUGUAUUUGCUGGUUGUGUGCAGACAAGGAACACAAGAGCCAUGAUACAGUCUCAGCUGAGACAGAAAGGACUGGGAAACAGAAGCAGCUGGGAGAGACACAGACACAAAUACAACAGAGAAUCCAGGAGAGACUGAAAGACGUGGAUGAGCUGAAACAGGCUGUGAAGUCACUGAAAAGAUCUGCACAGAGGGAAAUAAAGGAAAGUGAGACGAUCUUUACUGAGCUGAUCCGAUCCAUUGAGAAGAUCCACACUGAGGUUACUGAGCUGAUUGGAGCUAACGAGAAGGCUGCAGUGAAUCAGGCUGAAGGACGCAUGAAGAAACUGGAGCAGGAGAUUGCUGAGCUAAGGAGGAGAAACGCUGAGCUGAAACAGCUUUCAGAGACAGAGGAUCACAUCCAUUUUCUACAGAAUUUCCAGUCUCUCUGUGCCCCUCCUGAAGCUGGAGACUUACCCAGCAUUACUGUCAAUACAGACAUCUCUUUUGGGGCUGUGAGGAAAGCUGUAUCUGUACUUAAAGACCAUAUUGAGAACUUCUGCAAGGGGGAAUUAGUCAAAAUAACCACAACAGUGAAUGAAGUUGCAGUUUAUAGUCUGCAGGCUCCAGAGCCAAGGAACAGAGCUGAAUUUUUAAAAUAUUCCUGUCAGCUCACACUGGACCCCAACACAGCGCAUAGAGAGCUCUGUCUGUCUGAAGGGAACAGAAAGGCGACAUGGGGAGAGACCCAGAGAUGUUCUGAUCACCCAGAGAGAUUUGAUUACUAUCUCCAGGUGCUUUGCAGAGAGGGUUUGUCUGGGACUCACAGUUACUGGGAGAUUGAGUGGAGUGGGGGAGGGGCUUAUAUAGGAGUUGCAUAUAAAGGAAUCAGCAGGAAAGGAGUGGAUCUUUCCUGUGUCCUUGGAUACAAUGACAAGUCCUGGAGUUUGUUCUGCUCUGGUUCCAGUUACACUGCCCGGCACAAUAACAAUGAAACUGCAAUAACUGCCCCCCGCUCCCCCAGAAUAGGAGUGUAUCUGAACUUUAAUGCCGGCACUCUGUCAUUUUAUGGCGUCUCUGACACAAUGACCCUCCUGCACAGAUUCCAAACCACAUUCACUGAGCCGAUCUAUCCUGCGGUUUAUAUUUAUUCUGGUUCCCCUGUAACAAUCUGCCAGCUGAACUAGACAGUUUUGUGUUGUAAGAAACCCUUUGUAUUAAACUCCCUGUCUGUCCUCUCCACUCUUCGGGUGGAGGGAAUUUUCAAUCUGACAAAACUUUGGAUGAAAGUUAGGGGGUAAAACGGCACCACCAGCAGAGUGAAACGAGGUGAAUUAUUUGUUUUUACACUUGGGGCCAAGGCAGCCUCAUUUUUACAGUUUAAUCUCUUUCAGGUUAGUGUUUUUGUAAUUGUAAACACUCACAACUGUACAGCUGUUUCAGCAUAAAAUGUUCAAUAUGUCCUGAGUAUUUAUUGAUUACAAACACAUAAAUAGCAGCAAGUGGCAGACUUAGUUGGCAUCUCUGCACAGUGCUAGAAUUCCCACAGCAAAUUAUUAUUAUUAUUAAUUAUUUAUUAGUAGACACCCUUAUCCAGGGCGAGUUACAAUUGUUAAAAGAUAUCACGUUAUUUUUUACAUACAAUUACCCAUUUAUACAGUUGGGUUUUUACUGGAGCAAUCUAGGUAAAGUACCUUGCUCAAGGGUACAGCAGCAGUGUCCCCUACCAGGGAUUGGACCCACGACCCUCCGGUCAAGAGUCCAGAGCCCUGACCACUACUCCACACAAAUACUGAUAAGUAUCUCUUAAGGUGAUUGUAUCUAAAUAAAUAAUUCCACAAUGUGUUCCUAUAUUGCACUUCCAUUGGCUACAUAGGUCUGAAAUGUGCAGGUUUGAAAAACAUGAUGGGCAAGAUUCUCAAAAAGUCAUGUUCUUGUUUCUAAUUGGAUUUUGUCUAUCAAAUGGAUAUUUAUAGGUAUUUAUAGUAUCUAGCUGAACCAUUUGGGAUUCAGAUCCGACAAAUCUAUAUACAAUGGGGCUUCAUACAUACCUUUAUACAGCAAUCAAUAUGUAAAAUGUGCCUUUUCCUUGUGUUAUUAUUAAUAUAUUUUUGUAAAUUAUUUAAUUGGCUUUCUGGAAACGUUUGGAUAAUUACUCUAACAAACACUUAAUUAGAUGCAUUUGGUCUACUCGUUAGGCAGUUCAACAUGUCUAUAGUAUUUGUAUUGCUUAUUUUAACAAUAAUGUGAGUGAAAUAUCAUCACAAGAAAGAAGACAUUUCUCAUAAAUGACAUGACUGAGAUUCCUUCCUGUAUUUUUACACAGGGUGUUAAACGUUAUUUCAUUCACUAUCAUGCAUUUUAUUGAACUCGUUUCCUACAUAUUUCUACUCUGUUAUAAUCCACUCUCCCCAUUAUAUUCUUAAAUUACAUUGAAUUUUCCUUGCUUUAUCUACCACUUGAGGAGUAAUAAAUACUGACGACUGCAACUUUAUUUCCAAGAAGAAACCCACUUUCCAAUGAAUUCAAACCAGCACGGCAGUCUGAAUAAACCCUGAUUGAGAUUGGUGACAGUGAUCCUGUUAUCCUAUCUGCGAUCUGACAGGAGACUGAUAUUAAUAGACGUGUUGUUUCUAAUCACACAGUACAUGAUUGCUGUCUGCUUGUGUCUGGUUUCUGUUCUCCACUAGAUGUCACUGUUUCCUCUGUUUUCUUCAUAUCCACAUUCAGGAGUGUUUGAAAUGAAUAUAGAUUGGUGGAUGACCAAAGGAAUGAAAUAGGGGAGGUGGGGGUGGAAAGUAAACUUGAACUGUUAUUAUAUCAUUAGAAAUAUAACAAUAUGUUUUAAAUAUAUAUUGAUAACUUGAUUUAACAAUAAUAAAAUAAAUAAAUAACUCAAAUCA